UAGCUAGCCAGUUAGCUGUUGACUGUGAAGUGACUUACUUUAGAGUUCCAGGAAUCUAGCUAACGUUUGUUUAGUUUACUAAAUUGGCUAGCUAGCUACGCACAAUUUCAUCGAAAUAGGAAUUGCAUAGGCAUUUGCAAGCUAGCUACAUUAGCCAGCAUAAAAUGUCUGUAGUAGUGAAUUCUACACGAAGGUUACAGACCCUAACAUUUAAUCUAGGGCCUUUAUGCUACCACCGAGGUGUCACAGGAGCUUCAAUAAUUUCACAUGACCGAAAAUCCAAGCAAAACUUUAGCUGCUGUCGUUGGACUCAUCUGAUAACUUUAGUACAUCAAUACAGUACCCGAAUUACCAACUCUAAGGUGCCCAGGGUAGCAACAUGGGAGCCUGUAUUGGAGAACCAGCUACCCCCACCUAGCCAAGUCUCUGUAGACCUUGUUGACAAAUUGGAGCGACUAGCCUUGGUGGAUUUCCGCAACGAGGAGGGGCUGGCUUGUCUGGAGAAAGCCAUCCGAUUUGCAGAUCAGCUCCAUGUUGUUGACACAGAUGGGAUUGACCCAAUGGAUUCAGUUCUGGAGGAGAGGGCACUGUAUCUGAGGGAGGAUGCCGUGGCAGAGGGGGACUGUGCAGAGGAACUGCUCCAGCUCUCCAAAAACACAGUGGAGGAGUACUUUGUGGCACCGCCAGGUAACAUUCCACUACCGAAGAGAGAGGAGAGAGUUGCGAUGUUGAAGCACUCAGAGUUCUGACUCAAUAUGUGCUCUGACUUUGCUGAUAGCUACUUUGAGGAAAAAUGUACUUACUAUGACUGAUGUGGUUAUCCCACCUAGCUAUU
This is a messenger RNA of Coregonus clupeaformis (lake whitefish), 835 nucleotides long. It is a transcript of the gene gatc, whose product is annotated as glutamyl-tRNA amidotransferase subunit C. Gene Ontology annotation, molecular function: glutaminyl-tRNA synthase (glutamine-hydrolyzing) activity. Lineage: Eukaryota; Metazoa; Chordata; Actinopteri; Salmoniformes; Salmonidae. Bases 165 to 749 code for a protein of 194 amino acids. Gene Ontology annotation, cellular component: glutamyl-tRNA(Gln) amidotransferase complex; mitochondrion. Gene Ontology annotation, biological process: glutaminyl-tRNAGln biosynthesis via transamidation; regulation of translational fidelity; mitochondrial translation. The transcript has 5 exons. The record is from RefSeq and is a predicted model, not a curated record.